Medicago truncatula (barrel medic) is the source of this 1935-nucleotide messenger RNA. RefSeq lists its product as uncharacterized. The transcript is spliced from 5 exons. NCBI's taxonomy places the organism in Eukaryota, Viridiplantae, Streptophyta, Magnoliopsida, Fabales, Fabaceae. Bases 159 to 1598 code for a protein of 479 amino acids. The record is from RefSeq and is a predicted model, not a curated record.
GUAAAAACUAAAAUACUCACAAAACGAAAACGCAGCGUUUUUGCACUUGCAACUACAUUUCCCCACUUUGCUUCACUCAAAAACAGCACUUAAAAAUCUUCCACAGAUUCCCAUUUCAAAAAUCGAAAAACUGCAACAGCAUUGUGCGAUUUGUGUUAAUGGCUUUCGAUGAUGAGGAUGGUUCUUCAGGCUCAGGAGAUGAUGCGAACAUGUUAGACGGACACAAGCGUCAAGCUAGUGUUCCAGCUAGUGGUGGUCGGAAGAGGGGCCGAAAAGCUUCGGGUGAUGCCAUAGUGGAUGCCAUGAUGCAGAUAGCAGCUGCUUCAAAAUUGAGGGCAAAUGCAAUUAUGAAGAAUGAGGACAAAUUCUCUAUAAGCAAGUGCAUCAAUGUGUUGGAUGAGAUGCAAGAUGCACCAAUCAGCAUGGGUGACAUUGACUUGGAAUUGGAUGAGAUGGAACUUGUUGCAGCUGCUGCUGGAUACUAUUAUUAUAGCUCUCUGACCAAACAGCCUUCCCGUUGUUUAUCACCCAGGAGACGUGGAUUUAUGACAGAAGUGCUGAAUGGACACGAUGACUUUUGUCGUGAAAUGUUGCGGAUGGACAGACAUGUAUUUCAGAAGCUGUGUGGCAUUUUCCGCCAAAGAGCCAUGUUACGUGAUACUUCUGGUGUAAUGAUAGAAGAGCAGUUAGCGAUAUUUUUAAAUGUCAUUGGCCAUAGUGAACGUAAUAGAGUGAUUCAGGAGCGGUUUCAGCACUCGGGCGAAACCAUUAGCCGACAUUUUAAUAAUGUAUUGAAAGCUAUUAAAUCACUAUCGCGUGAAUUUUUGCAACCUUCUGAGGAUACAACAUCUCCAGAAAUUCUCAACAGUGCUAGAUUUUAUCCAUAUUUCAAGGAUUGUAUAGGAGUAAUUGAUGGUAUGCAAAUUCCUGCACAUGUUCCGGCCAAAGAUCAAUCUCGAUUUCGCAAUAAGAAAGGCAUCCUAUCUCAAAAUGUGCUUGCAGCUUGCACAUUUGACCUUCAGUUUAUAUUCAUUUUUCCUGGUUGGGAAGGUUCUGUCAGCGACUCACGGGUGUUAAAGGCAGUCCUUGAUGACCCAGAUCAGAAUUUCCCACAAAUUUCUCAAGGAAAGUAUUACCUUGUUGACCAAGGAUACUUAAACACAGAAGGAUUUCUUGCUCCUUUUCAAGGUGUGCGGUACCAGCCUUAUGAGUUUAGAGGUGCUAAUCACCUACCAAGAAAUGCAAAGGAGUUGUUCAAUCACAGGCAUUGCUUUCUGAGAAAUACUAUCUUAAGGUCAUUUAAUGUGUUGAAAACUAGAUUCCCAAUCAUGAAACUUGCUCCUCAGUAUUCUUUUCAGACUCAGCGGGAUAUAGUCAUAGCUGCAUGUGUUUUGCAUAAUUUCAUCCGCCGCGAAGAAAGAAAUGACUGGUUAUUCAGUAGUUUAGGGGGGACAUUCGUGGAUGAACCAUCAGAUCUCGACGAACUUCCCGAUGUUCAAUUUAUUUCUUCGAUACAAGAACAGAAUGCAUUCUCAUUACGUGAAUCAGUUUCUGCAUCUAUGUUUGACGACUUCUUGAAUAAAUGGGACAAGUGGUGAUACUGGACUGAGAUAUGUCGUCGUCAUCGAAUGGCGCUCAAUUUGCGGAUUUGUUGCAAAUGGCCCGAUAUGAUUCAAUCAUUUGCAUUUUACUUAUGACCAGUAUUUGAUUUGAAGUUAGGUCAAUGCUCAAUGUUAACAUGAAAUUUUGUAUAGGCUCUGCAUAUAAUGGUCAGUGACAGUUUUAUUGAGAUGAGAUUGUGAUGGAACCCUGGGUAGAUGCUGAUAUAGUUGUGAAUGUCUAUGUUACAACAACCUAAUUGCAUUACUAUGCAAAAGCUUUAACUGGAUUUGUGAAAUUUGAAAUGAGGAUGAACAGUGCUUCUUUUUUAUUUUA